UCAGACAUAAUACCAAUAUAGGUACCAACCUACUCGUGUCGCACAGUUUUAUUUCAAUUUACAGUGUUUUUUUAAUUAACUACGAGUGCUUUGUGAGUUUAUUUAAUGUAUUUGACAAAAUAGAAGGUCCUGCUAUGGAAAACCCAAACUCCCCCGAACGCACCGCCCCGAUACAACAUGUACGCAUUUCACGAGCUUUUCGUCAAUUUAAAAAUCCUCCGCAGCCUCAUAUGUGUAUACAAGAUACUAUAAAAGAUUCUACUGAAAAGCUGUUCAUCAAUGUUUUGGGAUGGCAGAAAAUUGCAAAUCCGAAGCAAUAUUCUGAUCCUAUACCUUUGUACGGCGGAAUGCAGGUGCAUCAAGCUCUGGGACCAAAUAGUAGCAGACCGCCGCUUUUGGUUUUUGCUGUGAUGGUUAAUCCAGAAAUUUUAAAGGCUAAUGGAAAAAAUGCUUCAAAUCCAAGUGAUCGAGAUGCAUUGGUGAGUCUGCUUUGUGACUUUGUUGAAGCGAUGAAUCCAGGAUUAGUGCUAGCAAGAAAUCCACUUAUAAUGAAAGACAGGGAUCUUGCUGGAGAGCUGAAGGAUGUGUGGCUGGCUGUACAGAAUAAAAGAGAACGAGAAAAAGGAUUGUCUCAAGAUGUUAUGUAUAAGGUUUAUGAUAUUGAUGGUAUUGGCAAUGAUGAUGUUAAUGAUGAUGAAAGAAACAACAGCAAAAAUUAUAAAGAUUGUGAUGGUAACUCUCCCAACAAGAAUCAAGGUCUUGACAAGAAAAAUGUUAAGUCUUCAAAGCAAAUACUUAUGAAUGCUGGUCAAAAGUCAGAAUUUGAUUCCGGAAUGAACAAUUGCCAACUGAAUCAAAAUAGUCCAAGCAAAGACAACAGGUGUGCAAACACGGAUGCUGAUACAACAUACUGUACAUCAAAAUAUGGACAAAUAGUUUCCAGCAGAGAAAAUCACAAUCAAAUUAAUGAAAUACAACAAAAAAUAACAUCAAACGAUACAAAACCCUCAAGCUCAUUUAGAAAAGACUGCAAUUCAGUAAACAGUAAAACAUCACAAAGUUGGGAUGAAUUUUCAAAACGAAGCAUGUCAUCUAUGAAAGCUGAAGAAAGGAAAAAAGCUAAAUCAAAAGAAAACACAUGGAGCAAUGGAAAAACGCAUUAUGACUUCUUUCCAGUUUUCAACAACAAAAAUAACGAUAGUGAGGACUCUGAGAGUAUAAAAGACAGAAGUAAAGAAGAUAAUUCUAACGUAAUUAUAGAUCCAAUGCAGAAGCUAGUUCUGCAUUCGACUGAUAAUAAAAUUUGUGAUAAUAAAUCAAGAGCUCGCUCAUUUAGUACAUAAAGCUUUUUACAAACAACUUUUAUAUGGCAGUUGGUAUUUAAAUUAUUGCUUGUAUAUUGACAAUUUAUAUGUUUAGAUUUAGUACAGUUGCAUGGACAAAAUACAGGACUUGUCCACUCCAACUCUGAUCUCUGACCCUACAUCACACAAAGACAAAAUCAGUGAAAUCUCAAGGACCUUAUUGGCACAAAAAUUACAGUGUGGUGGUGUACCUUUGUGAAUUGCCGUGUGUAUAUUUUAUUCUUGUGUUUAUGUGUUUUUUUGCAUGCUUGUGUAAAAGGGGUUGUGUAUAAAUAUAUUGUGUGUUUGACCGAGCAUUUGGGCCCAAUGAUGUUGCUAUUGAUAAAUUUAUACAUUGCUAUAUUUUCAUUGUUGCCAAUUUUAAAUAUUAAUCGUUGUUACGUGACGUCGCCUUGUUUCUAUUAUCACCUUGAACAUUUUGAAUACAUUUUUUAAAAUAAUAAUCAUAUACAUUGUUCAUUUGCUGGAAAAACCUAUAUAAAAUAAAUAAACAUGGUGAUGAUAUAAACAAAGCCUUAUAAUAAUUCUUGCUCAUGUUAAUUCUAAAUUUGUAUUUAAUGUAUUACACAUUUAUCCAAGUGUUUAACUCUAUGUACAUGGACUUUAUCUUUGUACAACUUAAAUUUGAUUUUUUGUAUAAAGAAAAUUAUACCCAAAUGAAAAACAAUACAAUCUCUUGUACAAACCUACUUAUUGGCCGUAUAUUUACACAUAAACAUUAAACGCGAAAUGGCAGUUAAUCUGUAGUAAAAUAUAUGUUAAUAUGUUAAACCAUAGUAUAUUAGAAUCCCAUAUGUUAGUUCCCAUCACUGCCAAAGGAUGCUUAACCUUGCAUUUAUUAUCAUGAUAACUGUCUUUUAUACCUCUUGUAAUUGUAGGUGGUGUAGAGUAGGUAGGUUCAACGAAUAAUUGACGUGCUAUUAGAAUUAGCCUGUGAAAUUAGAACAUUUUUACUGAAUCUUAUUUAUUUUGUGUUUUAGAUUUUUAUAUGAAGGUUAAUAUAAAUUUUACUGGUAAGACAUCGGGUCCUUUCUUUUAAGUAUUUGAUUUGUAUUUCUAAAUAUCUCAUGGUUGUGAGUGGCCCAGUGAAUACAAUGUGUUUCAAUGAUCUGUUCUAAAUUACAAUACAUACUCAAAAAUAUGGAACAUUAGUAAGACUGUGUGUGUUUUUACUCAUGGAAUUUCAAAACAGAACUAUACUAAUAAGCACUACUAAUUGAAUCUGUGUCAGUAUUAAAAAAGGGUUAUCAAACCUAAGCCUACCUUACAUUGGUUUUAACUGAAGUGCAUCUUAACAUUUAGUGUGUAACAUUUUUAUUUUAAGCAUUUUUAUAAUUAUUGUAUUUAAUAUUUGCUUUAUAUUAAUUGCAUUUAUAAGAUACUGUAUAUUUUUUGACAAAUAUGUAAUUAAUGUUUAGAUUUUGUUUUGAUAGUUUUAAAUGUUUUAAGUAUAUAGCUGUAUUAGCCAUAGCAGUAUCGAAUUAUUAUUAUUGUUCCUUAUAUUAAUGUAUAUCGAUGGUUUGAGAAUGUAAUACAUUAUUUUAUAAUUAGCUUUGCUAGAUUUAGGAUGGAUAUUAUACCAAUUGUUAUUAUUUUCAACUUGAACCAAUUUUAGUCAACUGAAGUGCAAUAACCAAACCUAAAAACUUAUUAUAACAAUGUAUUGUCCCUAUAAAAGUGUUUUUACUUUAAAAUUUAGAAUGGUGUCUGCUGCAUCAAUCAGUUAAUGCAGUAACUAAGCAUAGGCAGUUUGUUUUCGGCAGUUUUGUUCUAUUUUGAGGGAGGAUAUUCAUAUGGACUAAACAUACUGAUCAGUUGCUGUAGUUGGUGCUUGAUUUUGAUUUUUAUGUAUUGUAAUUAUUUUUUAAUUAACAUUUGGUAUAAUAUAUUUGCAAUAUGUUAUGCAAUAAACUUAAUAUUUUACAAUUCUAUAGAUCUUCACAGCAGUUACAUAGUGCUGUAUAGUUAAUUUCAAGUUGUACUUUGUUUUUUAACGUACAUGAUGACUAUGAACAAAUCUUGGAUCUCUUGUUUACAGUAUUUAAAUUACAUGUCAUUUACAAGACUG
Molecule: messenger RNA, 3432 nt
Organism: Pieris rapae (cabbage white)
Lineage: Eukaryota; Metazoa; Arthropoda; Insecta; Lepidoptera; Pieridae
Exons: 4
Coding region: 135-1343 (402 amino acids)
Source: RefSeq, a predicted model, not a curated record